CAUGGAGUUAUUGUUAAUAUUACUAUUGCGUAUUCACUAAAUGAUUGUACUACAAUUAUUAGCUUUCAUCUUCCUAUCUUGUAUUCACCCUCAAGCUUUUUGCUUUUCCUCUCUUGUAUUCACUUUCAAGUUUUUUCUGCUGAUUUUUACUUCAAUCAAUUUCAUCUACUUGCUCCAUUCCCCCUCAGCACUCAUUUUCUCCUACCUUUGUUUCCCUGUAAAUCUAGUCCACAAAAGGAAAAAAAAAAAUAAAAAAAUUUGUAGAAUUCAGACUUGAGAGGAUCUAGGGAAAGACACAAGAGGCUGUUUUUCUUUAUUAGACUAGCCAGUGAAGAAUUAAUUAAGGAGAUGGCUAUGGAAAUCAUAGCUAUUUUUGUGGACAAAGUCGCAGAAUACUUGAUACUGCCAGUUGCGCGACAGGUUGGGUAUUUGUUUUGCUAUAGGCGCAACAUCAGGUCUUUGGAUGAAGAAUCUAAUAAGCUGGAGAAUAUCAGAAGUGGGGUGCAUCAAAGAGCGGAGGCUGCCCAGAGAAACUUACAAAACAUUUCAGCCAAUGUUGAGGCUUGGUUAACUAGUGUUGAUACUGCUACUGCAGAUGUGGCAGAUGUAAUGAAAGGUCGAACUGAAGUUGAAAGGGGUUGCAUCUACGGUUGGUGUCCAACAUUGAAGUCACGUUACUUGCUGAGCAGGCGAGCCAAGGAAAUUACACUGAAAGUGACUGAACUUUUAAACGAAGGUAACCAGCAUGCUGUUUUCAGCAAUCCUGUACCAGCUGUUGAAAUUGAAGCUAUACCUAGUAACAGUAUUGAGUUCGACUCCCGAAAACAAAAGGAGGAAGAGGUCAUGGAAGCUUUGAGAGAUGAACGGACCACUAUUGUUGGGAUAUGUGGUAUGGGUGGUGUUGGUAAAACAACACUGGCUGAGAAAGUAAGAGCAAGGGCAAAACAAGAAAGGUUGUUUGAUGAUAUUGUCAUGAUAACUGUCAGUCAACAACAAGACCUGAAAAAAAUUCAGGCCGAGGUCGCCGAAGGGGUCGGGCUGUCGUUGCAAGUAGACAAUUUGUUAAGUCGUGGAGAUCAGCUGCGUGCAAGGUUAAUGCAGAAGGGCAGUCACGUCCUUGUAAUUUUGGAUGAUGUUUGGGAGGCUCUUAAUGAUCUAGAGAAACUUGGAAUUCCCGCUGGUAGCAACCACAACUAUCAGUGCAAAGUGGCAUUGACGACGCGUCUCCGAAGUGUUUGUGACGCUAUGGAGGCUAAAAAGAUUGUAGAGGUUGGAAUUUUAUCUGAUGAAGAGGCAUGGGUUCUUUUCAGGCAGAAAUCUGGUAAUUCAGCUGAUGAUUCCUCUCUUCCUGAAGUAGCAAAAGAUGUUGCCAAUGAAUGCAAGGGGCUGCCGCUUGCAAUUAUUACAGUUGCAGGAGCGCUAAAGCACAAAGCCAAGCCUUUGUGGGAGGAUGCCCUUGUAGAAUUAAAAAAAGCAGCACCAAUUAAUAUCCCAGGAGUGAUUAAAUAUGUGUAUCAACCUCUGAAGUUAAGUUAUAAUCACUUAGAGAGUAAUGAAGCCAGGUAUGUCUUUUUGCUUUGUUCCUUGUUUGAGGAAGAUAGUGAUAUUUGGACCGAAGAAUUACUCAAAUAUGGAAUGGGGCUUGGCAUCUUAUCUGAAAUCGAAAAUUUAGGAUGUGCAAGAAAUAAGGUGUGUAAUCUGUUAGAAACAUUGAAAAAUUGUUUCUUGUUAUCCCAAGGUUCAGACAAGAAUUAUGUCAAAAUGCAUGAUGUGGUCCGUGACGUGGCUAUAUAUAUUGCGUCUGAGGGUGAGCAUAAAUUUCUGGUAAAUCACAAUGUGAACUCAAACGUGUUCCCGAGAAAAGUCUCUUAUGAGCAAUACAGUCACAUGUCAAUUGUUGCAAAUAAAUUUGAUGAGCGUCCCACACCAAUAUUUUGCCCACGACUGAAACUUAUGAUGCUAAAACUCCGUUUCGAAGAGGGUUUCAAAUUACAGGAUGAUUUUUUUGAUGGAAUGAGUGAACUCAGUGUCAUAAGCCUGAGUGGAUAUGAUCAAAACUCUGUUCUGCCCUUUCCAUCAUCCAUUCAGAGGUUGUCAAAUCUGCGGACGCUAUAUCUGACUAAUUUAAGAUUGGAUGACAUAUCCGUUAUUGGGGAACUUGUCACUUUAGAAAUUCUCAGCAUCAGAGAUUCUUACUUAGAGGAGCUUCCGGUGGAGAUAGGAAACUUGGUCAAUCUAAUUAUGUUAGAGAUUUGGAAUACUGGUUACAGAAAACGUACGAGGAUUUCACCAAGGGUCUUAUCAAGACUAGUUCGAUUAGAGGUACAGCAUGUGGUGGGAGUAGAAUAUAUAGUUUCUUGUCCCAACCUGGAAGUGCUACGACUCCUUGGGGCUGACAGCAUAAGUGCUCUAUGCUCUCAACAACUUCCAAUGGGCUACUUUAGCAAACUUGAAAAACUGGAAGUAGAAAAUUGUGGAAAAUUGAGAAACUUGAUGUCUCCAUCAGUGGCCAGAGGUCUUCUGAAUCUGCAAACAUUAGAGAUAAAAUACUGCCAAUCAAUGGAAGAAGUGAUCACAGAAGUAGAAGAACAAAGAGAAGAAAUCAUGACUAAUGAGCCCUUAUUUCCCCGGCUGGAUAAGCUAAAACUCGAAAAUCUGCCAAAGCUGAGGCAUUUCAUUCUGACAAAGUGUGCUCUUGAAUUUCCAUUCCUCAAAGAAGUGGAGAUUUGUAAAUGCCCUGAAAUGAAGACGUUUGUCCAACAGGGAUCUGUCAGUACACCGAGUCUCGAAAAUGUGAACAAUGAUGACAAGAUGAAAGUAAAUGACCUAAAUGAAUGGAUACAUCAGAGGUUCAUUUCUAAGGUUUGUCUUGUAGCGCUAACUGGCUGUAUAACUAAUCAACUCCACUGCUAUCUUUCCAUCUUAACUUAA
Capsicum annuum is the source of this 2931-nucleotide messenger RNA. Its product is annotated as disease resistance protein SUMM2-like. Bases 349 to 2931 code for a protein of 860 amino acids. The transcript has 2 exons. NCBI's taxonomy places the organism in Eukaryota, Viridiplantae, Streptophyta, Magnoliopsida, Solanales, Solanaceae. The record is from RefSeq and is a predicted model, not a curated record. Gene Ontology annotation, molecular function: ADP binding.